GCAAGAAAGUAAUUCAAGGUCGUGGCUCUGGUUCCGAAGCAGAUGAAAGUGAAUGUUAUCCAGGGCGUUUAACAUCCUCGUCUUAGACAACUGCCAGAUGGGAGGAAUCGUUCGGUUACACGAGUUGACGUGGAAGCUGUUGUCUCUGCCUCUGUUCACCCACACUCAUCCGAACCACAUCGGAAGCAUGUCUCAUAGGAAGCAUUGUAGAUGAAGAGAGUGACAUUGCGAGACGAAAGGACGAUGGAUCCGUUGCAGAACGAUAGGACUUUAAAAUGGAGGGUAUUGGUGAUUCUCUAUAUCACGCUUGAAUUCAUGACCGUCCGCUCAUUCAUGGUGCCAGGAACAUUACAGCUGCAAUUAGAUGAGGAGCAGCCGGCAGGUACGGUCGUGGGUGACAUCAGCGCUGGCCUGCCACCAGGAAUGACUGCAUCCCAUUACUUCAUCUCAGAUCAUCAGGGUACAGGUGUCGGCACAGAUCUGGACAUUGACGAGAGCACGGGCAUCAUAAAAACCGCCAAAGUCUUGAAUCGGGAGGUACGAGACCGUUACAGCUUCAUCGCUGUCACCAUUACUGGCGUAACGAUUGAAGUCACCAUCUUAGUCAAUGACAUCAACGAUCAUGCACCUGUGUUCCCCAAAAAAAGAACCUCUUUUAAAAUCCCAGAACAGACAACCAUAGGCACUAGGUUUCCUCUUGAGCCAGCUGUGGAUGCAGAUGAGGACCAGCUGACCACGCAAGGUUACAUAAUCACGGAUGGAAAUGUGGGACAGGCUUUUCUUUUGGAAACCAAACGGGGAUCCAACAAAGUGCUUUAUUUGGAUUUAGUGGUCAAUGCAGUUUUGGAUAGAGAGACGAGAUCGUUGUAUACUCUUCUCUUGGAAGCAUUCGAUGGUGGGUCACCUAAGAGGACUGGACAGAUGGUCCUGGACGUGACUGUACAAGAUAUCAAUGACAACGCACCUGUGUUCAAUCAGAGUCGAUAUCAUGCAGUGAUCUCCGAGAACCUUCAACCAGGCAACAAUAUACUGCAAGUUUUUGCAUCAGAUGCCGAUGAGGGUGACAAUGGAUUGGUGCUCUAUGACAUCAAUAGGAGACAGAGCGACCCUGAGCGUUACUUUGUCAUUGACUCUCGCACUGGAGUCAUCACUCUAAACAAACCUUUGGAUUAUGAGAUGAGAAGAGUCCAUGAGCUUGUGGUACAGGCAUGGGACAAUGCCACGCAGCCGGAGGUCACCAAUGCAUUUGUGACCAUCCAGGUUCGAGACUACAACGACAACCAGCCAACCAUGACCAUCAUUUUUCUCAGUGAAGAUGGUUCUCCGCGCAUCUCUGAAGGAGCACAGCCUGGCCAGUAUGUUGCCAGAAUUUCGGUCACAGAUCCUGAUUACGGUGAAUACGCCAAUGUCAACGUGUCUUUAGAGGGUGGAGAUGGAAAGUUUGCUUUAACGACUAAAGACAACAUCAUUUAUCUCAUCUGUGUAGAGAAGAUCCUGGAUCGGGAAGUGCAGGACCAGUAUGAACUCCGAGUCAUGGCGACAGAUUCCGGGACCCCUCCUUUACGAGCAGAGUCCUCGUUCACCAUUCAGGUCACAGACGUUAACGAUAACCCACCUUUGUUUGACCAGCAUGAGUACACCCAAGUCGUUUCAGAGGGUGCUGUUCCAGGAAGUUUUGUACUACAGGUAACAGCACGGGACAAAGACAAGGGUCCCAACGGAGAUGUUCAUUACAGUAUCCUUCACAAUGAAAGAAGUCAUUCAGACUGGUUUAGUGUUGACACCGUCACUGGGACCAUCACCGCGCUGACCCAGCUAGAUUACGAGACGGACCCUAUGCCAAGUUUAACUCUGGUAGCCACCGACAGGGGUCAACCGCCACUGUCCUCUACAGCUGUGGUCAAAGUGAUUCUACAGGAUAUUAAUGAUAACGAACCGGUUUUUGGAAGCAAAUUCUACAACGCGUCCAUCAUGGAGAACAUUGCACUGGGGACCUGCUUCAUGGAGGUUACAGCCACGGAUGCGGAUGGUGGGUCCUUUGGUUCCAUCUCCUACUCUAUGGGCUCUGGUCCAGGCACCGUAACCCCAUCUCAGUUCACCGUUGGCAAGGACAGUGGACAGAUCUGUACUACCACCGUCUUGGAUUGUGACCAAGGUCCAGCCAACUAUGACUUUACCAUCACAGCUGCGGAUGGGGGAGGACUGCGUUCAGAGGCCCAAGUGCGGGUGGACCUGAUAGACAUAAAUGACAAUCGACCAGCAUUUUACCCUUUGAGUUAUGCUGUCAGCUUGAGCACCCAGAGCGUGCCGGGAACCUCCGUUCUGAGGGUGACUGCACACGACCCGGAUGCUGGAGAGAACGGCAGGGUUACGUACCGUACGGCUGCUGGUGGAAGCUUGCCUUUCUUUACCCUUAAUAAAGAUACUGGCGUGAUCUCACUGUCGCGCGCUCUGCAUGGGAAGGCAAACUCUGUCAUUACCAUGGUGAUCUCAGCUCAAGAUGGUGGUGGUCUAACCGCUCCGACCAAUGCCAGGGUCAACAUCAGCAUCGUGGCGGGACUGGUCGCACCUCCUGUGUUUGAGCAAGCUCAGUACUUCUUUGUGGUCUCUGAGGACGCCCUGCGUGGAACACAAGUUGGCAUUGUCCGGGCCAGCACUAAGAACGGUCUCUUGAAGGAUAUCUCCUACACAAUAAGCUCUGGUGACCCAACCGGCUAUUUCACUGUAGAUUCUGAGACAGGAGCUUUGAGGACGAGCUUGCCUCUCGAUCACGAAGCCCAAUCAAGCUUAAAUCUGGAGGUUCAGGCCCACUGUGGUAACCCCCCAGCCUUUGGCCAAACUCGGGUACGGAUUACAGUGGUGGACAUUAACGACAACGCACCCGUCUUCUCGCCCUCUUCAUCCGAGUCAUUGAUCCUACCCGAGGACACUCGGAUGGGUUCGGUGGUCUACAAGGUGCAAGCAGAAGAUCGUGAUUCGGGCCCAAAUGGUCUUCUGUGUUUUGACCUGUUCACCAGCGGUGCCCAGAGAACCUUCAGCAUCGAUCGCAACAGCGGACAAAUCCGUCUGAUCGGGAGUUUGUCGUACGACACCGUGCCUCGCUAUGACCUGCAGGUUAUCGCCAAAGACAGCGGAGCUCCUCAACUUAGCUCGACCAUCACGCUGGUCUUCCAUGUGCAGGCGGAGAACAGCCACGGACCCGUGUUUGAUAGCCUCACGUAUAGAGUAGAGCUGAAGGAGAGCACGCCACUCAACACUCGUUUCCUUCAGGUGCGAGCCGCAAACAGAGACAACAGCAUCACCGCUGGUGUGUCAUCUACAUCCUCUGCUCCACUAGCUUACCACCUGCAUCCAGACGGCGACGCAGCAGGGUUUGGCAUCGUGUCUGAUAGUGGUUGGCUGUUUGUUAAAAGCUCUCUGGAUAGAGAAGCCAAAGAAAUGUACCACCUCACAAUUUUGGCAUCAUCAGGGUUCGGGCAACUGAAGAAGACGGGUAGCGCUACUGUGCGUGUGUCAGUAACGGAUGAAAACGACAACUCGCCACGGUUUGCACAGGACAGGGCAUUUCUGGCGGUGCAGGAGAAUCUGCCAGCAGGGACUGGUUUUGGUAGGGUGUCUGCCAGCGAUAGGGAUGCAGGACUCAACGGUCGACUGAGCUACCGCCUGCUCCAUCUGGAUCGACACUUCCAGAUCAACUCCCACACAGGGGAGAUAAGUACAAGACUCUCUCUUGAUCGUGAACUUCAUUCCAGCUACCAGCUCAUCGUGUUGGCUCAGGAUGGUGGAACCCCCCCACGCAGCUCUACAUGCACCGCUUUCAUCACAGUCCUGGAUGAGAAUGAUAAUGCCCCCUCUUUCACCCACGCUCAGACAGGAAGAGAGCUCUUGCUGCAGGUGUUGGAAGGUCAACCGUCCGGAUUUCUGCUGGGCAUCGUUCAAGCCAAAGACCCCGAUGAUGGGGAAAAUGGGGCUAUUUUCUACUCCAUGUCUGGUCCCAGAGCAGAACGUUUUUCUCUGAACCCUCACACCGGCGAGCUGCGGUCUGCCUCGCCACUGAACCACUCUGAGCGACCCGAGUACAGCUUUACUAUACUGGCUUCCGACCAAGGUUCACCUCCGCAGAGCUCCACCACAGCACUGAGAAUACAGGUUCUCAGCUCCAGUAAAGGAUCACAGUCCACUAACUCUCAGUCACUGACCCUGAAAUCAGUGGAGGGAGCGAAUCCUGGAUCUAUCAUGGGUUCGGUAAGAUCGCCCGAUUCUCAAACCCACCCUGAAGCAGGCCUGAUCACAUACACCGUGGUCGGGAGCACCGACCGUGAGAGCACCUUUGUAGUCGACCGCCUGACCGGUGACGUUUACUUGGCUCGUGAGCUUGACUUUGAAAAAGCUCCACGGUACACCCUUCAGGUCGAGGUGGAUGAUUUCUCCAUGCCUCUUCCUAAAAGUCAUUUUGUUACAUUGAUAAUUGACGUCCAAGACAGCAACGAUCACACUCCACAGUUUCCCGAAGACCCCAUCACAAUAGUUAUCCCUGAAAACACGGAACCUGGGUCUUCUGUCUACACCUUUCACGCCGUAGAUAAAGACGGAAGUGGACCUAACAGCGAAAUCCGGUAUUCCAUCCUGAACCAGUUGCCGAACAGUCCAGACCUUCUGUUUUUGGAUCCAGCCACAGGGGUGCUGUCUUUGGGGACGAUGUUCGACCAUGAGAGAUCCACAUCGUUUCUUUUAGUGGUUCAAGCGACUGAUUCAGCUUCCGAUGAGAGUCAGCGGCGUCGAGGGACGGUCACAGUUCGCAUCUUUGUCACCGAUGUGAAUGACAACAAGCCUGUUUUUAUCUCACCGUCUGUGGUGAGCGUGAUGGAGGACCAACCUGUUGGCUUUGUCGUGGUAUACGUCAUGGCUGUAGAUGUGGAUCACGGUGAGAACGGACGGGUGUCGUACCGUAUCCAGAGUGGCAACAUAGGAGAAAAGUUCAGCCUGAAUCCUGAUACAGGGGCUUUGUAUGUUCUUAGGCCGAUUGACCGUGAAGAGCAAGACCUUUUUAACCUGACCAUUGUGGCAGAGGAUCAUGGUUCACAGCAGCUCUCCAGCACGCAGCUGCUGUCAAUCCAGGUGAUCGAUGUGAACGAUGAAGCUCCAUACUUUGAGGAAAGUGAAUAUGAAGCUUUUGUUGCAGAGAAUCAGCCUGCAGGAACCACAGUGCUGGUGGUUUCAGCUUCGGAUAUGGACCAAGGGACCAAUGGAGUAGUUACGUACACUAGCAUUGUGGGGGAUGAAUUCAGCAUCCAUCCGGUGACUGGAGUCAUAACAACUACCAAACCUUUGGAUAGGGAGGCCCAAGGAGAUUAUGCCGUGACAGUUUAUGUCAGAGAUGGUGGUUCUCCGCCCAAUUUCGCCAAGACCACAGUGCGUGUGACAGUGCUGGAUGAGAAUGACAACAGGCCGGUCUUUGGGAGGGUUUACUACAGUCUGGAGGUGCCGGAGAACCAGGAGCCGGUGACUCUUUUCACUAUUAGAGCCACAGAUCAAGACUCUGGGGACAGUGGGGUACUGCACUAUAAAAUUACUGAUGGGGACUAUCUUGGUGAUUUCCAUUUGGACAUGAAAUCAGGUGUGCUGUCCACUUCCAGGCCUUUGGACCGAGAAUCCAAAUCCAGAUACACCCUCACCGUGGAGGCACAAGAUCAGGGCAUACCAUCCCUCGCAAGCACUGUCACGUUGGAUAUCAAUGUGUUGGACUUAAAUGACAAUAGUCCAGAGUUCCCUAGCAACAGCUACUCUGUGGAAAUAUCAGAAGAUGCCCCAGAAGGUUCUCUGGUUCUGAAGGUAUUCGCCUCUGACCCAGACGAGGGUUCAAACAGCCAGCUGGUGUACAUCCUGAGCCAGGAAUCCAGAGGUAUGUUCACUGUGGACCAACAUACAGGUCGCAUUAGUACAGCAGCAGUUCUCGACAGAGAAAAAGUCUCAUCCUACAGCUUUAAAGUCUACGCCACGGACUCCUCUGCCGCCAAUCCCCAUAACACCUCGGCACAGGUCACCGUCAACGUCUUUGAUGUAAAUGAUAACGCCCCGUUCUUCAUCACGGAUCCACUGAUCAUCAAUGUCUCCAGCAGUGGUAUCUCCAACCAUAAAGUUCUGGCCACUAUGAGAGCCGAGGAUAAGGACUUUGGUGCAAAUGGUUCUGUGUUUUAUCGGUUUGCAAACCCAGUCAAAGGCUUCACUAUAAACUCCCUGACGGGAGACAUACAAGCAAAAGAGAAGCUUCAUGCGCUAACCCAAAGUCAACGGACUCUCAUUGUGGAAGCUAUGGAUCAGGGAAACCCGUCCCAAUCGUCUCUGGGAGUUGUAGUUGUGUACAUCAGAGAACAGAGUUAUCAAGGCAUUCGCUUCUCUCGUCACACAAGGGACGUUAGCCUUCAGGAGAAUGCAGCCAAAGGUACAUCUGUCAUUCAGAUACAGGCUCGCAAUCUAGAUGGCUCUAGCAGUGGCAUUAACUACAGCAUCUUUAGUGGCAACAAGCAGCAGUCCUUCGGCAUCAGUCCUUACACGGGUGAGAUUUGGGUUGAGAGCUCCAAGGGUCUGGAUUUUGAGGAGACCCCUCGACUCCGCCUGGUUGUCAAGGCUGAAACGGCGUCUUCCAGCUCCUUCAUGGCUGUCAACCUUCUCCUGCAGGAUGUCAACGACAACCUGCCACGCUUUCAGCUUCACAACUACUUCGCUUAUGUUCGUGAAGCCCAGGGCUACGAUCACCCUAUAAUGCAGGUGCUGGCUGAUGACCUGGACCAAGGUCAGAACGGGCAGGUAACCUAUUCCAUAAGGUCUUCGACCAUGAGUAGCCUCUUCAAGAUCGACCCUGUCACAGGAAGCAUAUCCACCGCUGCCAUCAUGGAUAGAGAGAUUUGGACACAUACAAACUUGGUUAUUACGGCAACAGACAGAGGCACUCCUCGGUUAGCAGGUUCAGCUACUCUCACCGUGAUCAUUGUGGACCUGAAUGACAAUAGUCCCACCAUCCCCGUUCCGCGUGAAGUCCGUGUCCCUGAGAAUACUUUGAUUGGAACUGUGAUCACCCAGAUCACAGGGAAUGAUGUGGAUUCUGGGCCUGCUCUUUGCUAUACCCUUCUCCUGGAUUCUGACUCUCGGGGGAGGUUUGAAAUACACCGCUAUGGAGGUGGAGUGUCCUUGACCGCCCAUCUGGACUUUGAAGAGAGAACAUGGUACACAUUGACUGUCACCUCCUCAGACUCCAAGCAACAGAGUCAAGCAAAUCUGACCGUGCUGGUGGAGGAUGUUAAUGAUAACGCUCCAGUCUUCUCUCAGGACCUUUAUGAGGUCACACUGGCAGAACACUCGCCAGCAGAAAGCUCCGUUAUCACAGUAACUGCUACAGAUAAGGACUCUGGAGAGAACGGAAGGAUAACAUACAGAGUUUUAUCAACAAAGGACAUGUUCCACAUCGACCCAAAAAAUGGCACUUUGUUCAUCAAGCAGAAGGUUGAGUUUGACCCACAGCGUCCUUUCAUUUUUGUGGUGGUUGAAGCCAGCGAUUGUGGAACACCUCCACUAACCUCCCAAACCACAGUUCAGGUGCAUAUAUCUGACAUCAACGAUAAUGCCCCUGUCUUCCUCCAGACUGAGUACAGAGCAUCUAUUUCAGAAGAUGAAGUUCCCGGUUCAACCAUUUUAACCUUGGAAGCUGUGGAUAUGGAUUUAUUUAGGGACAACUGUGGCUUUGAUUUUGCCAUCGCUAGUGGAAACAUCGGCAAUGCCUUUCAAAUAGAGAGCAGCGUUCGCUUCCUCGAAGGCCAUGGAUUUCAGACUGUUGGGAUGCUGAUCUUGGUUGAUAAGCUUGACUUUGAGACUGUCAAUAGCUACAAUCUCACUAUAGUGGUCUCUGAUCGUGGUAUCCCACAGCGAAGCUCCAGUGUUCCCGUGCUGAUCACUGUAACAGACACCAAUGAUAAUCCGCCUGUCUUCAACAUGGUGGAAUACAAAGUAGUCAUCAAUGAAGGAGCGGAAAAAGGAACAGAGAUACUACAGCUUUCGGCUUUAGAUCCGGACUCAACACCUAAUGGAGAGGUUCAGUAUUCAAUCAGCUCCGGAGACGAGUCUGAGCUUUUUUCUGUGGAUCGGUGGAACGGGUCGCUUCGUCUGAGAAGAUCCCUAGAUGGUGACCAAGAAUCCUCUCAUUUGCUCAUCAUUCAAGCCUCAAACGGUGUAGGUCACUUUGCACUCGCUCCUGUAAUUGUGGAGGUCAAGGACAUCAAUAACAACCGGCCUUACUUCCCUCUUAAAAAACUCACAGCAAGCAUUCGUGAAAACCAGCCCCAAAAUGCUCUGGUCACCACGCUGCACGCCAUCGAUCAAGACAAAGGAACAUAUGGAGAGCUAAAGUAUUUUUUGAUAAAUAAAGGCCACUAUAAUGAUAAUUCAUGCAAUGGGAAAGAUGUUUUCUUGGUCAACCGAACCUCCGGACAGGUGCGAACCUGCUUCCCUUUGGACUUUGAAAAGGUCAACACUUCCAGUUUUAUUGCUCUUGCAAUGGAUGCAGGCAACUUCUCAGCCACAGUCACAGUUCAGGUAUUUGUCAAUGGUGAAGAUGAGUAUGACCCCGUUUUCACCCACUCGGACUUCCCCUUCCGUGUACCUGAGGGUGCCAAGAAAGGACAAAGUGUUGGACAGGUGCAUGCUAAAGAUGAAGACGGCGGAGUGGAUGGUAUUGUUCUUUACACUCUCGCAAACAGUUCGCCUUACUUCGACGUCAACACAUCUACUGGAGUGAUAUCACUAAAGAUGGAUGCCUCCCAACGACAUGUAAGCCGGGCCAAAAGAGAAACACGUCAGAUGACAUUGGAUGUUAUUGCCCACAGUCCCCUAGAAAACUCUCGGAAAGCUUCGGCCCGGAUCACAAUCGAUGUCACUCAUACGUCCUUUGGCCUAUCCACAGACAUGAACAUAGUGCUUGCCAGUGCCAUUGCAGCUUCUCUUGUAGCCAUUGUGGUGUUGAUCAUAGUUGUUGUGGUGAUAUUCCUUUUGAGAUCCCGAAGGUUUAAAGAACAAGAGUCGUGCACUCGAAUAGUCACCCGUGAUACUGUUCUUGAGAGUCUUGAAGACUCAAAAGUUCCAGGCGGCGAUAAACUCUACCAUCAGGCCCUACCCGGGUAUGCAACAGAACAAUCUGGGAACGGAGGGGGUGCUUACACGCGAGGCGGGUCGCUUGAUCCAUCCCACUCCAGUGGACGUGGUUCCGCUGAAGCAGAAGCUGCAGAGGAUGAUGAGAUCCGGAUGAUCAACGAAUAUCCGCGAGUUUCCAGCAUCUCCUCGUCCAUGCAGGAGCACAUAGCUGCCCGUGGACCCGACUCUGGGAUCCAGCAAGAUGCUGACCAGCUCUCUGAUAUUUCUGGUGAGCCAGGCAUGGACGCCAACCAGUGGUAUAAAGGGAAGAAGUUGGGAAGUUUAAGUGGGACGCUAUUAGCAAGCCAGUUGCCAGCUUACAGGGAUGAGGGAGGCGGAUUUCUUGGGGUUGGGCGAGGUCUAAGCAUCUCCCAUCCAAAAGAUUAUGCUUUCCCGGAGGAUGGCAAGCCUGCAAUUGAUGGUUCUCUUACAGCAAUCGUGGCUAGCGAUGAAGAACUUAGGGGGAGUUACAACUGGGACUAUCUUCUUGACUGGUGCCCUCAGUUUCAGCCUCUGGCUAAUGUUUUUACAGAAAUUGCGCGGUUAAAAGAUGAAAAUGCACCAGCUAACCAUCGGCGGCCUUUUCAUCCUAAAUCCAAGUCAAGAAUAGACCCCCCUCCCCUUAUCACCUCUGUAGCUCAUCCAGGGGCCAAAACUGUAAUGCCAAAACCUGCUGUCGGACGAACAUUUCCCCAUUUGUCCUCACUGCGAAGGUCUCCGAUUGACCAUGACGGUUCGGUUACCUCAAUAGCCAUGUCUCCAAGUUUCUCUCCUUCUCUAUCGCCACUUUCUGCCCAUUCCCCAGCCAUCUCUACUUUUGGGGUCACACAGGGUCACAGGUCCUCGGGUAUCAAUACAGCUGAGCACUCGAUAGAUCAUAAUGAGGAGGCAGAACUUAGAAUAUAACCCUGUCAAAGGAGAGCUCACCACCUGUCUCAGGUACUGAAAAUGCCUCUGCCGUAGUCCUGAUUCUCAUGUUGCAAGUAAUGUUGCCCCACUGGCUGGCCAGAGGUUUCAGAAUGUGGUGCUGUUCACCGAUUGUUAAACUUACUGACUUCUGAACAAUGGCUAUUGUAUAAUGAUGCUGUCCAUCAUUAAGAUGAACUGACGUUUCUUCAGCCCAGCAUUUGCACAAUUAAAAGGACGGUUAUUGUUAUGUAAAAGAAAACCUUUUUGUAUUAUAUAUUUUUGUACUGAUGAUUUUUGUUUCAAGUGACAUGUGUCAAACGGUUGCUAUAACCUGUGUUUUUAUUGACAUACAUUUAUAUUUGUAUAUAAGUGGUUGAUAUUGUAAAAUGUUGGGGAGCUUGUUUUAGGUUAUUAACAGGUGCCAUUCUAAUAUGUUUGAAGUGCAGUGUUAAGCUCUUAAAUGGGGAAUAUGUUUAAGUGUCAGUAUUUAUAUUAAAAAAACACAACAUGUCCAUACAAAGACUUUGGAAGAUGCGAUAGUGGCAGUGAUUUCUAGAAUACAUCCUGCUCCCCUCUUUCCUUAGCUUAAUGGGGAAAUAACUGAAGCUGAUGAUACAAAAUGUACUUACUGUGGUAAAAUUUUCAUUUGUAAAUUCAGUUUUUGCCUUUUCAAGAAUUUUAAAUGCCAGUAUGAAGUUAGUUGUAUGUAUGUUCAUUUGUACAUUAAGAAGCUUUUUUGUGUUACUCAAGUAAAACAACUGUAGCUUUACAGUUUUAGACAAUUCAAGAAAAUAAUAAUAUAAUAUUUCUAAAAAAGUAAAAAGGGCAGCUCUUAACUGCACCUUGAGCUGAUAUUUACAAACGUUGUAAAGUAACUGGAAGUAAUAUGUUUUUGUCUUUUACUCUUUUUUUACUCUUUUAUUUUGAAAAACAGAAUUGGAAAUAUUUUCAGGGCCAGAAAAAUGGCUUACAUUGCUUAAAUAAGCUCUAGAUAAUAAUUUGAUAACUUUGGAUUUCUUCGUUUAGGCUAAACUGAUUUUCGGUCAUAUUUUUUGAAUCCAAUAUCCAAUAAUUUGGGCGAAACAAAGAUUCACUCCACAGCUCAAGGUACUUAUAUGUAUAUGUACAUUUUUCAUUGUAGCAACUCCUUAAAAAACAGAACUGUGGUUGAAUAAUUGGUUUUGAUGACUAUACCACAAUUUUUUUAGUUUUGAUUACAUUACAACAUUGCCUAAAAUUUGUUGAAAAAGCACUGGUUUAUUAUUAGAUUUCAGUUGGUUUUGCUUAUUUUUCAUUCUCCAAUACAACGUUUGCAAUAAAGUAAAAGGCAAAUCUUUCAGAUUUAAAAAUGGUUACAUGAGAAUUUUAAGAGAAAUCCUCCAGGCAAGAUUAAUAUGUAGCAUUUUACUUUAAGUGAUUGUGAAACCUGUUUUCUUAAAUUAUUUGCAGAAAAUGUUGGACCAUUGUAAAUUUGGCAUACGAUUAUAUGUUUUUUUCUUUGUUCAUGUAGUCUAUUCCGAUUUCCAUAACAAAGUCUCAGUUUUAAAGUUAUAAAAAUCCACAGUGCCUAUUAGAGAAAACUCGUUGUAAGUUUUGUUUCGAUGCUAAAAUUUACAGCAUUUAUAAAAUUUCAGUAUUACAGAUCAUUGCCCGUCAUGUUUAUGUGAGGUGAGCUUGAUUUCCAGGGGUAUGUCUGUCCCUCCUCUUGUUUCUUGUAUUUAAGGCAGAUGUUAUUUUUGUUAUGUACAAAUACAACUCCUCAGUCAUAUUAACUGUGAAAUAUGAUAUCAUGCUGCCUCGGAGGAACAUAAUGUUCACUUGUUCACAGUGUUUA
Triplophysa dalaica is the source of this 11923-nucleotide messenger RNA. It is a transcript of the gene dchs1a, whose product is annotated as dachsous cadherin-related 1a. The record is from RefSeq and is a predicted model, not a curated record. Gene Ontology annotation, biological process: homophilic cell-cell adhesion. Lineage: Eukaryota; Metazoa; Chordata; Actinopteri; Cypriniformes; Nemacheilidae. The transcript is spliced from 21 exons. The coding region runs from base 211 to 10086 and encodes 3291 amino acids. Gene Ontology annotation, cellular component: cell-cell junction; plasma membrane. Gene Ontology annotation, molecular function: calcium ion binding.